Gordionus sp. m RMFG-2023 is the source of this 1140-nucleotide messenger RNA. Its product is annotated as trypsin-3-like. Gene Ontology annotation, biological process: proteolysis. The transcript is spliced from 7 exons. Bases 1 to 1140 code for a protein of 379 amino acids. The record is from RefSeq and is a predicted model, not a curated record. Lineage: Eukaryota; Metazoa; Nematomorpha; Gordioida; Chordodea; Parachordodidae. Gene Ontology annotation, molecular function: serine-type endopeptidase activity.
AUGCUAUGUGCCCUGGUAGAAAUAUCCCCAGGUACAAUAUUGGAGCAAUCUAGCCUUAACAUUACACCGAGAACCUCUUUACCACAAUCGAUUUCAAUUCCAAAUGAUUACCAGAUGAACGAAGUCUUAAAUUGCUGGAACAUCAUUGCCUUGCCAAAUUUACCUCAACCAGAUUCAUUAAAGCAAAAAGAUGUAGAUCUAAGAUUAGUAUUUCGUUACUUCGCUUACCUCAACUUGAGCGAUGAUUAUCAAUACAAAUUUUUCCUCGGAACACUUUAUUUCAACAACUCCGGCCAUGAAUGGCUAGAUUCUUCCCAAACCAUAAGAAUACCAAAUCAAUGUGAUCCUAUAAAGCCAACAACCCCAGCUAAUAUACAUUUCGAGCAAGAAGGCACGUGUGGUGUUACGAAACAAGUCCCUGCUGCUCCUGACUGUUCCAAAAUAAGUCAAUCUAUACUUGGGGGACAGGAAUCCAAUCCUUUAUCCUGGCCGUGGCAAGUAGCGUUGACUUAUUAUGGACAACCAUUUUGUGGAGGGACUCUAAUUAAUCGGGACACUAUAUUGACCGCCGCACAUUGCACUGUCAACAUAUCUGCAGAAGACUUAGUUAUAUACCUUGGGAGUAAUAAUUUUAAAGAUCCAAAUAUCGUGAAAAUUCCUGCCAAAUCUGUAAUUAAACAUCCGAAUUACUAUGCGACAACUGUCAAAAACGAUAUUAGUAUAAUAAAAUUAGAAAGCUUAGUGGAUUACAGUGACGCGAUCAAACCUAUAUGCUUACCCAGUGCCGAAGAAAGAGUCAAAGAUGGAUAUGGCUGUUAUGUAACUGGAUGGGGCGAUACGAAAAAUUUAUCUUUACCUAUGUUUAAUCGGUUGCGUGAGGUGUGUCUAAAUAUAGUCAAUAAAGUGAAGUGUCAAAAUGUCAUGGGGAUCGUGGAUGAUAAUAUGAUAUGUGCUGGAGUAUCGGAUGGCAAAAAGGAUUCAUGUCAAGGAGAUUCAGGAGGUCCUAUGGCUUGUAAAAUUGGAACAAAUUGGGAAUUGACAGGAAUUGUCAGCUGGGGAGUGGGUUGCGGGGAACCGGGAUAUCCAGGCGUUUAUACUGAUGUUGGCAAGUUUUUAGAUUGGAUACAGUCUAACAUUUGA